CAACACAUGGAAACAGAAGCUAAUGGAGAGGACUGUGGAGGACCAGAACCAGCCAGGAACUCACAUCCACUUUUACAACCAGAGACUGAAGACCAGACCAGAGAGAAACGAUUCAGCUGCUCUGGCUUCAAGGCACAUCUUAAGAAACAUAUGAGAACUCAUACAGGAGAAAAACCUUUUAGAUGCUUAGUCUGUAAGAAAUAUUUUACACAUCGUGGACAUUUACAAACACACAUGAGAAUCCACAGAGGAGAGAAACCUUUUAGCUGCUCAGUUUGUAAGAAAUCUUUUGCACAGAGUGGAAGUUUAAAGACACACAUGAGAAUCCACACAGGAGAAAAACCUUUCAGCUGCUCAGUAUGUAACAGAAGAUUUGCCUGGUGUUCUGAUUUCAAAAGACAUAAAUGUGUUGGUCCGAUGGAAAUAGAAGAUGAUGGAGAGAAUUGUGGAGGACCAGAACCUCAGUCAGAUUUAAACUCUCUGAAACAUGAUUCAAGACGUAAGAAAACAUUCAGCUGCUCUGAGUGUGGAAAAAUAUUUAGCUUCAGGUCAGCUCUUAAGAGACACAUGAGAACUCACUCAGGAGAGAAACCUUUCAGCUGCUCUGAGUGUGGUAAAGCUUUCUCUGAUAGUGGAACCCUGAAGAGACACAUGAUAACUCACACAGGGGAAAAGCUUUUCAGCUGCUCAGUUUGUAAGAAAUCUUUUGCACGGAGUGGAAGUUUACGGUCACACAUGGCCAUAGUCCACACAGGAGAGAAAAGAUUCAGCUGCAGUUUUUGUAACAAAAGAUUUGCCCGGCGUUCUCGUGUCAAAACGCAUAAAUGUGUUGCUUUGAUAGAAACAGAAGCUGAUGGAGAGGACUGUGGAGGACCACAACCAGCCAGGAACUCACAUCCACUUUUACAACCAGAGACUGAAGACCAGACUGGAGACUCUUCUGAUCCUGAGACUGGUGACAUGGAAUAACAUUUGUUCCUUUAAGUCCAAGAAAAACUUCUCAAGUAUCAAACAAAAAUCUUUAUGUAUCAACAUCUAAAUAGAAGACAUUAUAUUGUGUGGUAG
Messenger RNA from Sander lucioperca (pikeperch), 1065 nucleotides. RefSeq names its product oocyte zinc finger protein XlCOF6.1-like. Lineage: Eukaryota; Metazoa; Chordata; Actinopteri; Perciformes; Percidae. The transcript has 2 exons. Gene Ontology annotation, biological process: regulation of transcription by RNA polymerase II. The record is from RefSeq and is a predicted model, not a curated record. Bases 7 to 969 code for a protein of 320 amino acids. Gene Ontology annotation, molecular function: DNA-binding transcription factor activity; RNA polymerase II cis-regulatory region sequence-specific DNA binding.